Brassica oleracea var. oleracea is the source of this 4585-nucleotide messenger RNA. RefSeq lists its product as uncharacterized. The transcript is spliced from 10 exons. The record is from RefSeq and is a predicted model, not a curated record. Gene Ontology annotation, biological process: telomere maintenance; DNA repair. Gene Ontology annotation, molecular function: DNA helicase activity. NCBI's taxonomy places the organism in Eukaryota, Viridiplantae, Streptophyta, Magnoliopsida, Brassicales, Brassicaceae. Bases 47 to 4585 code for a protein of 1512 amino acids.
CGUAGACAAUGAGAAGGACCUUAUCGGCAACUCCCACGAAGUGGAUAUGAGUUUAAACCCAGGUUCGUUGACGACGCAAGGGAAAUCUUAUGUACCAGUGCAGUCUAUUGAUCACCCUCAAACACAAUUGUCCAACACUGAAGUUUUUGGUGACCUAACUAAUCUACACAAUAUUGGGCUCAAUGAUCGUAGAACACAAAGAUGUCCGAUAUUGGCUGUGAGAAGGACAACAACCCACUCAGGAAGUACUGAAGAAAACCCAACAUCGUUCACACAACUGCUUCGGUCGAUGGGAUCACAGGGUAGUUUUUUUGUUGGAUCUCCUAAUUAUAUGGAAUCACAAAAAGGUUUAAUCGGAGCUGGGCUAACUCCAACUAUGGGUAAUAUACCAGGUACAACUAUGAGGAAUGACUUGAAUUGUGAGAUCUCAAAUGGUCAACUAGCUAAUCAGAGAGUUGCGAGAACACACAGGCAUAACAUUCUUAUUCAGAAGAGGAAUUCUUCUGAAGCACAUAAUGGAAGCGCUUUAUUAAAUAGAAAGUCAGAUAUCAAAGCGAAAGAGAGAGAAAAGAUGACUAUUUCAAGUCUCCAACUGCCAGGGAGGGAGCCAAAGACGAGGAAAUAUGACAAGCAUGUUAGUGUUGAGGAUGAUGACUCUUUUGAACGUCCUUUUUAUCAGGAACAAGUAAAGCGGCAACCCUAUGUCACUCCCCAGUAUAGCCAAAGCUUCAAUGAACCCAGUUGUUCAUCGUUCACAAGCUUGCUGCAAUCCAUGCUUACACAGACCACUUCUAUGCCUGGAAAACCAGAUUUAAGUCAAUCUACUAAUGGAUGUCCAAGACUUAAUAAUACUCAAAUUAAUGUUACAGGCAAUUCGGUCUUGUCAUCAAUUGACUCAGAUUCAGAAGAAAGCUGUGACGGUUUCUGGGAGGAAGACACAGCCAAUGCUAAUAAUGUUUAUCAGCACAAUUCUGAUACUGAGACCGAUGAUGAAAAUGAAUAUCAUAGAGUGAAGGACAACAGGGAGGCAUACAAUGUUGGGAACAAUUUAGAAAACUAUAAGCAGAAAUCUACAAAGGGAGAUUGUUCUUCAACUGAUUCUCCUACAGAAGAAGACUACAAAGAUGAUGGAGAUAUAGUACACGAAUGUCCUAAAUGUGGAGCACUCUUUUUAAAUAAUGAACGGAGAAGUAAAAAUAGGAAAACAAGAACACCUAUUUUUAGUAUGUGUUGUCUCCAAGGAAAAAUCAAGGUUCCAAUUUUGAAGGAACCUCCAACAUUACUUCACAGCCUUCUCACUAAUGAUGAUGUUGUCAGUAAGCAUUUCCGUGAAAAUAUUCGACCAUUGUACAUGAUGUUCUCAUUUACGUCACUUGGAGGAAAAAUUGAUAAUUCAGUCAACCAAGGUAAAGGCCCCAAGGUUUUCAAAUUACACGGAGAGAAUUAUCAUUUGAUUGGGAGUGUAAAACCAAAGCGGGAUGAGUCAGCGAAGUUCUUACAGUUGUAUAUACAUGAUACUGAGAACGAGGUUCAGAAUAGAAUAGCAGCUUUGAGUGGCAAGUCAGAUUCCAGCAAAAUAAGGGGCGACUUGGUGGACUCUAUUAUGAAAAUGCUUAGGGAGUGCAAUGUUCAUGUCCAGACGUUCCGUAAUUCUAUGGACAGAUUCAACGAUGAAGAUGAAUGUCAAGAACUGUCACUGGUUCUAAUCCACGGCCGUGAAAAGGAUGGGCGAGUUUACAAUCUCCCAACUACCUCCGAGGUUGCAGCUUUAGUGGUCGGUGAUUUUACGUUAAAUAUGGACAAAAGGGAUAUUAUUUUGGAAAAAAAUUCGGGAAAGCUAAAAAGGAUCAACGAGUUGCAUCCUUGCUAUCUACCACUUCAGUAUCCCCUGAUUUUUCCUUAUGGAGAGGACGGUUUCCGUUUAGGUAUCAAAAACGGUUUUACCGGAAUAACCAAAAGAAAGAAACCAAAUAUCAGCAUGAGAGAAUUCUUUGCCUAUCGUAUACAAAUUCGUAAGGUUGGAUCCCAGGUACUUCUUCUUUCAAGGCGUUUACUUCAGCAGUUUCUGGUUGAUGCUUAUACAAUGAUUGAAAGUCAUCGCCUUCGAUACAUCCGGAAAAAUCAAUCAGAUUUAAGGACGUUAAGUUAUAGUAAGUUUGUGUCUGCAUCAAACAAUGGUCAUUCUUCGCUGCCUAUAGAGGGAAAUCGAAUUAUCAUCCCAUCAUCCUUUACAGGUGGUCCAAGAUAUAUGCAUCAGAUGUAUUUGGAUUGUAUGUCUAUAUGCAAAUACUAUGGUUUUCCAGACCUUUUUAUUACAUUUACAUGUAAUCCAAAGUGGCCAGAACUGACGAGAUAUUUUCAAAUAUACAAUCUUAGAUCAGAAGAUAGACCAGAUUUGUGUUGCAGACUAUUCAAAGUAAAGCUUGAUUGUUUGAUGGAUGAUCUAACAAAGAAACAUUUGCUUGGCAAAACCGUUUCUGAGUUCCAAAAAAGAGGUCUUCCCCAUGCCCAUAUUUUACUCUUCAUGGAUCCAACAGCCAAAAUUCCAAGUGCCGAAGAUAUUGAUCGGAUAAUAACUGCUGAAAUUCCUGAUAAAAAUGAAGAACCUAGACUGUACGAGGUUGUAAGGGACACAAUGAUUCAUGGUCCCUGUGGUAUGGUCAACAAGGAUUCUCCAUGUAUGCAAGAUGGCCGCUGUACCAAAUUUUUCCCUCGGAAGAUAGUAGAGAAAACUAUUGUCGAUGCACAAGGAUAUCCGAUUUACCGUAGAAGAGAAGGAGGUUCUACAGUUGAGAAAAGAGGAAUACAAUUGGAUAAUAGGUUUGUUGUUCCCUAUAACAAGCAGCUUAGUCUUCGUUAUAAAGCAAAUAUCAAUGUUGAGUGGUGUAAUCAAGCCAGAUCUAUUAAAUACUUAUUUAAGUAUAUCCACAAAGGGCAAGACUGCAUUACAGCAACCAUUACUCAGAAAACAAAUAAGGAGUCAGAUAGGGCGGAAACCAACGACAAUGGUGGGAAUCCAGGUGUGAAUGUAAGCAACGGUGGAGGUGAUGUAGGUGUAAACAUAAAUGGAGAUGCCCAGGAACCAGCCGUUGACGAAAUUAAAAAUUAUUUUGAUGCCAGAUACAUAUCUGCUUGCGAGUCAACUUGGAGGAUUUGUGCAUUUCCAACUCAUUUUCGAACUACCCCUGUUGAGAAACUUACAUUUCAUCUAGAAGGUGAGCAGCCUGUAGUUUACAAGAAAGGUGAUACGGUGGAGACCGUUAUGGCUCGCAUGAGAGUAUCAAAGACCAUGUUCUUAGCUUGGUUCAUUGCAUGUGAAGAAUAUCCUGAAGCUAGACUAUUGACUUAUUCGGAAAUGCCGACGAGAUUCUUAUAUGAUGGGAAGAACCAAGUAUGGAAAAAACGGAAAAAAGGUUUUGCAAUUGGGAGGUUGCAGCAUGUUUGUCCAAGCAGUGGCGAAUACUAUUAUUUGAGGGUUCUGAUUAAUAAGAUUAAAGGGCCACGGUGUUAUGAUGAUAUCAAGACAGUUGAUGGAAUCGUUCAACCAAGUUUCGAGAUUGCGUGUUAUAAGCUUGGUUUAUUAGACGAUGACAAAGAAUAUAUAGAAGGACUAAGAGAAUGUAGCUUUUGGGCAUCCGGUCAUUAUGUCCGGAAAUUGUUUGCGAGGAUGUUGCUGUCAGAGAGUUUAUCGUCGCCAAAACUGGUUUGGGAUUCAACGAAAGACAUACUAUCCGAAGAUAUUUUGUUCCUUGAGCGAAGGCAGCGUAGAAACCCGAAUCUGAUAUUGGAUGAAGAACAAAUCCUUAAUUGUACGUUAAUGCAGCUUGACAAGAUCUUACGCAGUAAGAAUAGUAGUUUGGAUAAAUGGAAGUCAAUGCCACAGCCGAUCGAUAACGAUCAGUCAAUAUCAUCUUGUAAUAGGCACUUACAAGAUGAAUUGAACUACCCAUGGGACGAGUUGCGUGCACAGCACCAAGAAUGGUUUCGACAGUUGACGGAUGAGCAGCGGGCUGUGUAUGAGCAGAUAAUAGGAUAUGUCGAAAGCAAUGCAGGUGGAGUUUAUUUUGUGUAUGGGUUUGGUGGAACAGGGAAAACUUUUUUGUGGAAUAUUCUCUCUGCUGCUAUCCGAUCUAGAGGUGAAGUGGUACUUAAUGUUGCUUCUAGCGGUAUUGCCGCUUUAUUGCUUCCUGGUGGAAGGACAGCUCAUUCCCGGUUCAGCAUACCCAUAAAUCCAGAUGAAUUCUCUACUUGCAAGAUACAACCUGGGAGUGAUCAAGCUGAAUUAAUAUCUAAAGCUUCUCUGAUUAUUUGGGACGAAGCACCGAUGAUGAGUAAGCAUUGUUUUGAAGCUCUAGAUCGCAGUCUGUGCGACAUUAUGAAGACUACACACAACAGACCAUUUGGUGGUAAAGUAGUUGUAUUCGAUGGUGAUUUCAGACAGAUCUUGCCUGUUAUUCCAAAGGGCAACCGAGCUGAUGUAGUUAUUGCUGCUCUUAACUCAUCGUAUCUGUGGAAAUAUUGCCAAGUUCUAGAGCUAACAAAAAAUAUGAGGCUUUCUUCAGAAGCUUUCUUCAGAACCAAAUAG